CAUAACGAAUAUUCAAUCGAUCUCUUGUGUUUUUAUAAGUUUCUUUAUUUUAUUUCGUGUUUGACAACAUUUGUACAGCAUUAUCUAUUUUGAUAAGGAUACGUGAGACUUGUGUUUGUAGGUUUAAACAAGGAAGUUUUUAUCGACAUUACCAAGGAUAGUUUUAAAUCAAUUUCGAAACAAUCAAAUAGAUCUACCAAAAACCUCAAUAGAUGAAACAGUUAUUUGGAUGGACAGAGGAAAAAUAUAAAGAAUUAAGAUUACGAACGUUUACUCAUAAGGUUAUAAGAUCUCAUAAACAGACAACCUCAAUAUGAACGUGUAAUUCUGAAACGAACGUUAUGAAGAUAAAACUCAACAAACAAUAAUAAUGAAUGAGAUAGUGAAGGAUUCUGGAUUGAAAAAUUGGAUUAAAGCAUGUCUAGGCUUAAGGUAUGUUAGGGACGGAAUAUGUCCUUUCAUGGAAAAGAACUGCAAUGACUUGUAUUUAAGCAAUGAAACUUACACUAAACGGUUCUGUCAAUUGACUACCUUUUCGUGCGCCAACUGUUCAAUUAAGACGUUGAGACCAAGUCAUUCAGGAAAUCAAUGUCCAACAAAGGGGAAGUCUGUUAAAAUAAAAUGUGGUUGCCAAUCAUCUGCGAAUACACAAAUAUGCCUAAAUAAUGGUCUGUGUGGUGUUUUAUACGACCAAAUUCUGAACCAACAUGUUAACAAAAUGCCACGAUGGGACAAUUCGGAAUGCUCAAAAUGGUAUAAAAACGGCUGGGAACAAAUGAAAUGUUUUAUUAAUAUACCCGGAUAUAAUGGCAAAGAACACAUUUCGCAAGCAGAUAUAACUGCAUUUGUGCACAUAUGCCAAAACAACAUCAAACUGAAGAACAUGUUACGGACAGAAAUUGAUAAACUUAUACAGGUGCGAACUGACCGCAACGAGAUAUUCCAUUCCGGUGAUAUGGCUAUAACCGACGACAAAUUAAAAGAAUAUAUUUCCAACAUGCGUGAUGUGCUGCAAAUAUCGAUUUUCAACAAACUACCGGAUAUUCAAACCUUUUUGGAUAAGCUGACGAAAUUGGAAACAGACAUCAAUGAAAUAAAUACGACUCAAGAAAUGAUAGCACGAAAAGAUGCAUUAAACGCUUUAGUUGAGGCGCAUAAACUUCUACAGGAAGAAACAACGAAUUCAUCUAAGGACAAAACACAAGUAAAUCACCAAUUGGCCCUUCUCGAAGUUUUACAGGACGAUCAUAUGAAAUUCAUCACGGGUCAUUUACAGGAACUUAAGCAACACAUGCAAAGCGUAAAAGAGGAAUAUAACAGGAGCGCAAGGGUUUUGCUUCAACAUUCAAAUGAAUUGAAAACUAUCACCUCUGCCAUCUCUCAACAUACAACGUGCUUCGAAAAUCUUAAGCAGGAACUUGUGGAACAAACAACAAUUAUCCGUGGAAUCGAAACAAUUACGAUGGGUAUUGAACGAAUUGUGACCAACAGCUACCGAAUGAUCAGUGAAAUUAAACCUGAAAUACAAACAAUGCUUCUAAUAGUAGAAAAAUUGUACCAAAGUAGCCAGGACACGGCGAAUAUUCCAGGGAAAAUUAUAGCAGAAAUAAAUGGGAUAUCACACAAGGCAGACUUGACACAUCAGCUUGUACAACGUUUGCAAGACAUACUAACCAAACCAGAACUGGAGGUUUCCGAUGAGAUUGGACGGUGUCUUUCUGCUGCUAAAAGCGAGUUAGAAAAAGAGGGAGUUACUGUAAACGAUAUACAGGAUGGCAGUGUGGAGAUUUUGUUUCAAUGCUCGUCAAUACCCAAAUGGAUCAAAAUUUGCGAAAAGUGCAUCGAUGGAAGAAUUGCAAAAAUAUUUGGUCCAUUACAAGAUCGACUCAGGAGUAGACAAGGUUGUGAAAACCUUCAAAUAACAGUGGACAUGUACGAAACAGACUUCGUGGGAUCCGUGGAAGCAAUUUUAAAACAACUUCGUCCACAUUUGAUUUCAAAGUUACCACAUUUCGCCGAAAGUGAACGUUACAGCGAUCUGACGAAAAUAAAAUGGGAUGAAGUUUUGAGGCUUCUGCUAAAACAUGAACAAUCACGAGAGCCUUCUUUUCCUAUAACAGUUGCCGGUAAAGUCGAAGAUUCGUAUGCAGUCUCAGAGAAAAUAGAUGUUUUAGAUACUGAACUUAGCCGUUUAGUUUAUGAUGCGACAGAUGUGUAUGAUUCGCAUAAGGAUGAAGGUACACAGGAACUACAAUAUGCCACUGCUGACAUCAAGAGUUAUGUGCUUGAUGAUAUGGUGAAAGUCUCUGGAAAUGAUGAAGAAACAGAGGAAUUGCAAUCUGUCAUUAGUAAUUUACAGGAUGUGAUUGUUUCUGUUUCUGAUAAUGAUUACAGUACAAAGGAACUGCAAACUGCUACUUGCGAAAGUAACAGUUAUUCCCGGGAUUUUUUUGUUACAGUCACUAAUAAGGGUGAACAUACAGAGGAACUGCCAUCUGCGACCGCCGAAGUUAUGGAUUAUUUGCGGGAUGGGUCGGUCAAAGUUUCUGAUGGAGAUGACGAUACAGCGGAACUGCAAUCUGCCACCGACCAAGUCACAAGUAUUUCACGACAUGCGUCUUUUACACUUACUGAUAAUAUUGACACUGCAGUUGAAAUGCAAUCUGCUUCUUUCGAAACAACCAAUAAUUGGCACAAUGAGUCGGUUACACUAUCUGAUAAGGAUGAAGACAAAGAGGAACAUCAAACUGCUACCAACCAAAUCGCCACUAAUUCAAGGGAUGCGUCUUUAACAUUAUAUGAUACGAAUGACUAUUCAGUGGAACUGUACAAUGGGUCGGCUAAAAAUUCUGUAAAUGAUAAAGAUAAAGAGCAACUGAAAUCUUUAAUCGCCAUAAUCAACCGGAAUGUGUGGGAUUCAUCUGUUACCGUCUCUGACGAAGAUGAAGAUGCGGAGGAUUUACAAUGUUCAACCGGCGAACACAUCAGUAAUUUGCUAGUAGCAUCUCUCACAGUCUCUGAUAAGAAUGACAAUAAAGAAAAACCGGAAUCUGUCACCAAUGAAAUCAUCAGUAAAUCAAGUGAUAUAUUUGUUUCAGUAUCUUAUAAGGAUGAAGAUACAGAUGGACUUUAUUCUCCAAUUGCUCAAUUGAUCAGUAAUUCACAAAGUAUGUCGUGUAUUUUUUCUGAUACGGAAGGAGAUACAGAACUAAUGAAUUCUGCCACCGCUGACAUCCUCAAUAACUCGCGGGUUAUGCCGGUUGUAAUUUCUGAUAAGGAUGAAGAAACAAAGAAAUUACAAUCUGUAACCGCUAACAUCUCAAGUAAUCCUUUGUCCCUGUCGUUUACAUUUCCUGAUAAGAAUGAAGAUAAAGAUGAACUGCAAUCUGCAAAUGCCAAUAUUAUCGUUUCUGAUAAGGAUGAAGAUACAAAAGAACUGCAAUAUGUAACCGCGAAAUUCCUCAGUCCAUUGAGGGAUAUUCGUAUUGAUGUUCCGGUCUCAGUACAACGAUUCCAGGCGACGAGUAAUCCAAUAGGACACGAUUCCCAUGUAUCUUAUAAGAAUGAAGAUAAAGAUGGACUGCAUUCUCCAACUGCUCAAAUGAUCAGUUAUUCACAAAGUACGUCGAGUAUUUUUUCUGAUAAGGAAGAAGAUAAAGAGAAACUGCAAUCUGCCACCGCUGACAUCCUCAAUAACUCGCGGAUUAUGCCGGUUGUAAUUUCUGAUAAGGAUGAAGAAACAAAGAAACUGCAAUCUGCAACCGCUGACAUCUUAAAUAAUACGCUGUCUGUGUCGUUUACAAUUUCUGAUAAGGAUGAAGAUAAAGACGAACUGCAAUAUGUAAAUGCCAACAAUAUCGUUUCUGAUAAAGAUGCAGAUAAAGAUGGACCCCAAUAUAUAAGCGCGAAAUCCAUAAAUCCGUUGAGGGAUAUUCAUAUGGAUGUUCCGUUCUCAGUUCAACGAUUCCAGGCGACGAGUAAUCCAAUAGGACACGAUUCCCAUGUAUCUUAUAAGGAUGAAGAUACAGAUGGACUGUAUUCUCCAACUGCUCAAAUGAUCAGUUAUUCACAAAGUACGUCGAGUAUUUUUUCUGAUAAGCAAGUAUAUACGGGGAAUCUGCAAUCUGCCACCGCUGACAUCCUCAAUAUCUCGCGGAUUAUGCCGGUUGUAAUUUCUGAUAAUGAUGAAGAUAAAGAGGAACUGCAAUCUGCAAAUGCCGACAUUAUCGGCGCUGGUACAUGCGAUAAGCCGUAUUCGUUGUCAGAGAGCUUGCAGUUUUCAGAUAUAGAAACCAGCAUCCAGUCAAAAAAUGAGACCUCGCACUCAAAACGUGUCGUUGGACAAGAGGAUGUGGAGUCAUCGAUAACAGAAUUAAUAGAGCAGGUCAAUAAGCGACCUUCAAAUAAAACGUUGUUCAGUAUUUUGAAAGAGACAGAAACCCUUCGAGAACAAAAUAAUGCAGAAUUAAAUAAAUGCAAACAAGAAUUGAAGAAUAGCCAAAACAAAGACGAAGAACUAACUCGUUUGCUAACAACUAAUACAGAAACUAUCAAUCGUCUGAAUGUGGAAAUUAAGGAAAUUGAGCAGGAAAUCGAUAGAUUACUUAACGAAGCAGUUUUGUUUGAUGAACAAGCAAUUGAACUGUUUAAGAAUGCCGACAGGAAGAGCACAAUAGGGUGGGGAGCUGUUGGAUUGGGAUUGGGAUUAACUGGACUGAAUCCUUUCACUGCCGCCACUGUAGCUGGGGUAGCUACUGGUUUGGGUUCUGUUGGUGCUACGACUGCCUUGGUCUCCGCCAAUGAUGCUCGUAAGGCUGCUGAAGAGAAAAGAUCAACUGCUCAAAAAAAAUGUUCAAAGGUUGAUAGCAAACUUGAAGAAAUGCGAAAGUGUCAAACAACAAUUGAUGCUGGUGUUGCCAAUAAAAAAGCAUUGCAUAAGAAAAUUCAAACCAUCCAGGAAGAGUUGGGACACUUAGAAAAUCUACACUGCAGCCUUGAUGCCAUCGAAAUAAUAGUAGGCAGCCAGAUAAACUUCUCGACGGUAAUCAAACAACGACUUCAACGUACUUAUGAUACUAUAACAACAACCACAAACACACAGCAACAUUUAUUACUAUAUAUAAUAAUACUAUUUAUACUACUUAUUUUACUAACACUUUAAAAAUACAUAUAUUACUACCACAACUAUUACCUGUAGUUGUAUUAAAAUAACUGCAACAAAUACUAUAACAACAACAGCAAAUGAAACAACAACAAAAGCAACGACAAUUCCUUACAUCCUAAAAUGAGCCUCCGCAUAAAUCUUUGUUACAAUGACUAUCUUGUAUUAAAAAAUGACCCGACCGCCAAAUUGUUUAAAGAUUUUAUAUUUCGAUUAAAUUAUCUAACAAACGUGAUAGAAUUGUAAUACUUUUUAUGUUACAUCAUGUAGUGUUUGUCCACUUAAUGUGCUCCAAUCAAGCUCCAUAGGUCACAAUUUUGCUUUUUAUAUUGUGUGUGCACGAUUAUAUGAUUGUCCUCUUCUAAGCUAGUUUAAAUCAUGCCACUUACGUAAGCAAAUAUUAAACUGACACAUGAUAAAUAUUCUAUAUAGGAAAACUACUUUCUGCUAUCAAUCAACUGAACAGGUGAUCCAUCUAUGAUUCCGAUUAAAUUUGCAAAUCUCUUUCAUGCAUAUACGUUCCCAUUUGAUUUUUUUUCUUGCAGGAAUCAGAACAAAGGUAAGGGCGCGUGUAUUCAUUGAUCAAUAGCUCAUAUGUCUCAUGCCUUGAUUUAUCAGACAAUUUAGUGUUUUACAUUAAAGCGUAACUGAUGUUAAACUGUCAAUAGUUAAAUAAACACAAUUAUUGCAGCUUGUUUUCAAACACUUUCCGACUUAAUUUGUGUCAUAAUACGAUAUUGAAUAUAUUUGGUGCACGAUUUGCGCAGUUUGCAUGAUGAAUUCUGUGCACGUGCAUUUGGAGCUCAUUUAGGUAAAUUUGAGAAUUUUUAGUAUACCGAAAUUAAUGCGAGUUGUUGUAAUAAUUCACCUUUUAAACCUGUUUCACAAUCAAUCCAGUACACACAACAGUUAUCCGGUUUCCAAAGACUUAGUGUGUAAAUCCACUUCAAAAGAAGAUGCUGAAAAGUUGCGUUUAGUUAUUGUCCUCAAGGAUCUUGACGGAAUAAUAGAAACUUUAAAUGAGAUAAAACCCCAUGAAACAAAAGACAAGGAGGGUACACAAACAAAUACAACUCUUUCCUGGACAAAAAGAGUUAUGCACCAGUUUAAAAGCUCAAUGAACACAAAGUACCGUGAUAUUUUUCUCACAUCCGGAACUCAGGUUUCCGAACAUAUCAUGAAUUACCUGGAAUCUACCAACAAGGAAAUAACUGAAAUAACGAACAACAUCAGCAGGAAUAUGAUGAGUAGAGUUACCAACAUUAUUAGUGAGCAAACUGUCCUUAAACGAUUGCAUAAAGACGUUCAAGAACUCGAGCAGGAAAUAUCUGAACUAGAAAGCAAGAUCGAGGAACUAGAAACUAAAGAGAAAAAUUUAAACACCGAAGUAAAAUUUUUGGUAAACAAGGCUAAAGAAAAAGAUAAUGAGAUGAAAGUGAAGUGUGCGGUUGGAACAACAAGUAUCGGAAUAGCUACCGGUGCAAUUCUAGCCCCGUUUACGGGAGGAUAUAGUGUACCCCUUAUGGGUGUUGGCGGUGCAAUAGCGGGGUACAGUUUCAUCAGUGCCUAUGAUUGUCAAAAAGAAGCCAAGCAAAGAAUCGAACAAGCAGCACAAAUUCGAAAGGAUAUCGAAUCAAUCAAGUGGAAAAUGGAGAAUACAGAUACAGAAAAGGGCUUAAAAGAGAAACAGACACAGAGCGCAAACACACUGAUAGAUAACAUUAAGGCAGACCAGGACAUGCUCCAGAAACUAUUUUUAGAGCUGAAGAAAUUUGCCGAAAUAAUUAACCGAAUUCUAAUUAAUCUUAAGUAAAAGGCCAUGGAACUGAAAAAUAAAAAGAAGAACAACAGUAUCAGAAGCUCUAUUUGUUUAAAAUUUGAAUCUUAAAAAUGUACAAGAUAGGUAUUGAUGCAAAGCAUCAAAGGGCGUCGGGAAUUUCGGUGUGAAAGGCACUCAAUGAAUUGACAUGUAACGAUUUUUUUUGUACUGUAAAUAUUAAUAUAUUGGCCGAUUAUUUUAAACAAAAUAGAAAAAGAUACUGGUAUAACCAUUAUCUAUAAUUUUGUGUUAUAACCCCCAAAUAACCAUUAUUUAAGAUGUUGUGUUAUAACCCCCAAAUAACCAUUAUCUAUGAUUUUGUGUUGUAACCCCCAAAUAUUACAUAGUUCAUUGUAUUUACAUUGGUUUCCUUUUUUAAUGGCAUACGUGUGCAGUUUUCAUUAAUGGAACAGAACUGUGUAGGUUUUAAAAAAUCUGCUUCAUCUUGUAAGCGUAAUUUCAUAUUUUUCUCAACUUCAAGGGGAGAUGAUUCUAAACUUGUUGCUCAUUUACGAUAGGGGUUGAGUAGUCAUUGAUAUGAAAACACUGUAAAAGUUUGAAAAAAAUUUGAAUGAAAACUGUAAAUUGCAUAAAAAAGCUGCAUUUCACAAUACUUUGAAAUUCAGUAAAGGUCAUAAUAGAUUUAUUGCUCCGAUAUUCAUCAUUUUCAAUAGGGUUCGAGUAAUACUGAUAUAAAAACACUUAACAAGUUUGGAAAGAUUCAGACGAAAGUUGUGAAAUCUUUUAAACAAGUGGAAAUUGUUUAUCUUGUCAAAUUUAAUAGAAAAAAAUUCUGGACUUAUUGUCCCGAUGUUUCUCAUUUUAAAUGAGGUAAAAAUGCUCAUUGAUAUGAAGACACUGUAAGUUUGGAAAGAAUCUGAUGAAAAAUGUUGACAUAAUCACCUAACCAAGCAGUUUUUCACUUUUAUUUUUAAAUUCAAAGAGACAUAAUUCUGUACUUAUGGUCCGAUAUUGCUCAUAUAGAGUUUGGGUUGGGUCCUCAUUGAUAAAAAACCUGUGCAAGUUUGGGAACAAUCGGAUGAAAAUUUUGGACUUCGAACAACGAUUUCAAAAUUUCUCAAAUUCUAAGGAAGAUAACUAUAGACGUAAUGGUCGGAUAAUGCUAAAGGGCCCAUACCACCUGGAUAGUAAUACGUGUCGCGCUUCGCGCUCUAUAUGUGGUUCUUAAAAAAACAACUCCGAGGAGUGCCUGACUCUAGCGAAGCGGGUUGCUGGGACACAGCUCCUAGUUGAUAAGCGGCUGCUUCCUUUAUCGCAACUCAUUGUUACAAUCAAUAAUACGUGUCGCGCUUCGCGCUCUAUAUGUAGUAGGGAUAGUACUUAGGGCCUAUGAUAGACAACCAUAAAAAUACAUGGAUAAUAGAUGUGUUGUUUGCAUUUAUUUGUUAAUAUAAAAACACAUGUAUUUUUUAUAAGAUAUUUAAGUGAUGUCAGAAAUCUUAAUUAACGUUGUCACCACGCGGCAUCCAUUAAUUUUAAUAAAAAUGUCCAAUUGUAGUAAAAUGGAUUUUAAAAUGUCUACAUAAAAUAAAGCUUUAUUAUAUUUAUAAACCUGACUGAAUAAAAAAUUUCAGCCGCUGAACUGUUCCGUUCGUGCCGGAACCCGGAAUUGAACCGGGGGCCUUUAGAUGAUUGUUGCGUAAACAACUUUAGUCUCACGCUCUCCCAACUGAGCUAUUCCGACUGACAUCAUUUAUGUACUGCUAUUUGGUGAAGUUGUGUAUAGCGAUCGUUAUUAUAUGUCUAUUAAUAAACUAAUACAUUGUACGUUUUCGUACCACUACGCCUUCCAAUAAACUUGCUUGCGCGAUAGGUCGUCAAAUAUCGUACUACAUUGAUUCUCCACUAAAUAAGCAAAUUAGAAAAACGACAAAAUAAAUAUAUUUUGAUUAUGUUUUGCUUUUAUACAAAACCAGAAAUGUUCGCGUAUUUGCCCAGUCCCUGUGAUCUUUCCCCUGUGAUCAGUUGUGGAUUAGUUAUUAAUUAAAACAAUUAGCUUUGCAUUAUUGGCAAUAAAUGUUGUAAUAAAUGUAAUAGGCACAAAUGCAGUACUUAUUUACACUAAUUUACACAAAAAAUCACCACUAUGCAAGAUAUUUUUAAAACAAAAAUAUAUACAUUGAUCCGUAAAAUAACUUCUCCUCCCAUAAGCGAACAAAAUGGAUUACAUACUAGUCGCCGCUCUUCAGAGCGACGCCAAUAAAUUGCCAUUUAUAUAUCAUUUGUAUGUAUUUGUUACUAAAUAUAUUUGCAUGCAAGAUAUACUCUAAAGAAGAAAAUAUUUUGCGUAUUAAUGUGCGUUUUAUAUUGUUCACAUAACUGGUAUUGUAUAUUUUAUAUUUGUUGCAGUUUUCAUUGCAUGUGAACCUUGGAAGAUUAGACUAAUCAUAUUCCAGUCGAUAUAUUCACUUUAAAUACCAACAUGACCACUACGUCUUACAUGUUAUACAGUGUUUAAUGUAUCAAAACUUUUCUGUCAAAGCGUAUCCAUGCUAUUAAUAGCGUUUAAGUUUGGGAACAUACACGAAUUCGAUUUAGAAUUUUGGAUACUGAUAAUUUUACAGUCAUAUAUGUACAAAUACAAAUAAUUGUUCUCGCACCAAAAGGACAUUAUUUUACGUUAUAGAAACAAAAUAUGCUUGAACCAAAUCUGCUUGUAAAUUUAUAAAAAAUAAAGUAAAAACAACACAAAUCUACAAAAUCUCUAUAGAAAAGAAAUUCUUGUCCCUAUCCACUACUUUUGUAACAGGAUGCCAAAUAAAAUCAUACAAUUAUAAAAACGUGGAACAUUACAUUUAAAUGUCUUCUAUAUCACAACAUUUUUUUUUAAAUGCGAAAGUAUAUACAUGUACAUUAAUAUUUGUACAUUAUGAUCUUUUUCCAUUCAUUUGAGGCAAAUGAUUUACUUACGAAUGUCGUAUAUGUAUUGACAAGCAGAUACUUGUCAAUGAAGGAAAUCGUUGAUCCAUUCAUGUGUAUAAUUGUAUUUGUAAACAACUGUCUUCAAUCUAUUUUCUUUUUAAAAUAAUGUUUAUCAAUUUUUGUGUUUUCACUCGCUGUACAACUUCUUACUCAGAUUUUUGCUUGCUUGUGAAAUUGUUUACUAUUCUACGUACGUAUAUGGGACUUCUAAUACAAUAAUAUAACAUUAAUAAUAAACGUAGCAUUGACGAUAUCCAAUUUACUAACUAUCGAUACUAGUUACUUUAGGGUUUCAAUAAUUUUUUAAUUCAAUUCACUGAUCAAAGGGAAGCAACCAGAACAGUUAAACAUCAUGCAUGAAUUACUAACGUUAGAGUUAUCUUAUCAUGACUUGUGAUUAAAGUGCACGAAAAUCUCAGACUUAAUAGGUUUACGCAUUUAUUAUUUGUGAACGAUAUCAUAUACGCUCUCAAGUAAACUAUUAGUUUUAUUUGGUAAAAAUUCAAUUACAUAUUAUUGUGACGUGUAUGUUCUAUCUAGUAUUUUUCGCUGUUGUUAUAAAUAAUGAGUUUAUUGUAUCUAUUUUUACAUAACGACUCGACGUACCUUGUCUGAGUGUAUAUGUGUUUUUCGACCGCUUUCUAAAGAUAUAUAUUCUUGUUUAUUUGUAUAUUUUGUUUUAUUUGUUUUUCAGAAAGUCUAUUCCAUAACAUCUUAAUAUGGUCUUACCUGUUUAAAAUGUAUCAUCAAUUUUCUGCGUAUUAUAAUUUAAUACACGCAGAGAACGAACCCCCAACAAUAUGUUCACUUUUUGAAGGAAAAUAAUUCACGAAAUUACCUCGAAAAUUAACAAAUAACGUCUUUCAAGUAACAUGAAUUCUAGCAGUAAUAAGGACUGGAAAACUAAACCAUGAACUUAUGUUUUGUGAAUAAACUGGUAACUUACAAUAACGCGUCUAACGGCUGCCGAAGAGAUUCUAAAACAUUAAUUAUAUUUGCCUGGCAAACUACUGGUACCAUCCAUAUACGUUAACAUCUUCACAUGAAUACAUGUUUGAUAGUUGUUAAUACUCCCUAUUGGCUUAAUAAGCAUGGCAAUUUAAGUAAUAAGAAAUGAAACCAGAAGUGAUGACAUAUUACAAACCAUCUUUUAUCAAUCGGAAAAUCAGAAUUAUGUAUCAAGGAAGCUUGGUAUUUUGCGAGCAAGUAAAUGCCCGGAUGUGAAUGUAAUUUUGAAAGACCUUUAUUUAUGCGCCUUUUUUAAUUGACAUUAUCAAUGAACAAUUACGAGACUGAACGACGUUUUCAUUCGGAAGCUAAGGUCAAAGUAAUAUCUUUGUUUGUUCUUGUUUUGUUUGUAACUAUUUGUUAUAUUGUUACAAUCGCUUCAUUUUCAAUUAAACAGAAA
This is a messenger RNA of Dreissena polymorpha, 11331 nucleotides long. RefSeq lists its product as uncharacterized. Gene Ontology annotation, biological process: homophilic cell-cell adhesion. Lineage: Eukaryota; Metazoa; Mollusca; Bivalvia; Myida; Dreissenidae. The transcript has 28 exons. Gene Ontology annotation, molecular function: calcium ion binding. Gene Ontology annotation, cellular component: membrane. The record is from RefSeq and is a predicted model, not a curated record. Bases 371 to 5161 code for a protein of 1596 amino acids.